AUGCAGCCUAAGGAAAGACAUGAAUUCACGAUUGCAAUCAUAUACGCGCUCACCUUGGGAGCCCUCUAUGGAGGCCAUACUGUCCUCUUGCAGGGUCCACCUGGUAUUGGGAAAUCUUCACUGGUAGUCAAAUACGUUGAAGAGUUUUGCGAUAAAUACGAUUCCAUAUUCUGGCUCGAUGCCUCCCAUCCAUUUCUUCUGGCAUCCAGUUUCUUGAGCACAAGAGAAAAAAAAUCGAGAAGUCCCUCUACGGAUCUGAUUGAAAUGGCUCACACUGGUCAUUUUUCUCUCAAAAGCCUUCAUAAACGCUACUCUGAAGAAGAUCAGUCUGACGAAGUUUGGAAAGCCUGCGCAGCCAGUAAAGAUGUCAAGGGCGUUCAGAGCUGGCUCAACAGGAGAAAGAGAUGGCUGUUGAUAUUCGACAACUAUCGCUCACCGGUGAAUCUCAGUAUCAACGAAGGAGGGCCAAUGAUUGAAUUUUUUUUUCCCUAUGGCACGACAGGGUUCUAUAGUGAUAACAACGCAGUCGCCUUUUACGGAAUGGCCCUUGAUUCCACUUCGAAUGAUGAAGCAAGAUGGGGAAGCGAUCAAAAUUUUAUCUCAGACAUCGCAGCGCCAGGAUCUCUCUUUAGGUCUCGUCAUAUUACCAAAAGGAUGUGUUAA
Molecule: messenger RNA, 663 nt
Organism: Penicillium waksmanii
Lineage: Eukaryota; Fungi; Ascomycota; Eurotiomycetes; Eurotiales; Aspergillaceae
Exons: 1
Coding region: 1-663 (220 amino acids)
Source: RefSeq, a predicted model, not a curated record